GGAUCCACCAUUCCCAACUUUUGUUUGCAUUGCAAAAGUUGGGAAGGGUUGUUUGAAUCUUGUUUCUUUUUCCAUUGUUUUGUUAUAGCUUUCUCAUCCAAAUCAAAAACCAAGAUAAUCAUUUAUAUAGAUACAUACAUACGUAUACGUAGAUACAUUCAUAUUACAUACUUUGCACCUUGUGAAUGAUAAUGAAGAACAUGACAAAACGAUCCUUAACCACAGAGAUGGAACGCAACGUGAGGCAAAUGCAUAAGCUGAUUGAAGAUAACGGAGAUUCCUUUGCGGAAAAGGCUGAGAUGUAUUACAAGAAGAGGCCAGAGUUGAUCUCUCUUGUUGAGGAGUUCUACCGGGGCUACAAAUCUUUGGUUGAACGUUAUGAUCACAGUCCCACAUCGUGUGAUCUUCAAUCACAGGCUUCUUCUGGUGUUUCAGAUUGUGGUUCUGAGAUGGCUUCUCCCUCUCCGAGGAAGAUGGGGCGUCGCAUAUCCCCCAACCGUGCCCCGGGGUUCGAUGUGUUUCUGGGUUCUGGUGGGAACGGGAAUGGUUUUGAUGCAUGUCAAAAGGAUGGGGAUGGUUCUUCUACUUUGACAGAAUCUGAUGAGGAUUAUUAUGAUGAUAGUUCUUCAAUGAACAGCUUUUCAGGAUUCUUUGGGAAUGGAAACGAUCAGAAUGGUAUGAACAGAAGGGUGAUGGAAUUGGAGAUUGAGAUACCGUCUGAGGGGAAAGAGAAGGUGUUGAAUGAGGAGGAACGUGUGAAAAAUGGUGAGGAUUUUGGUGCAAGGAUCAGUGCGUAUGAAGAAGAACUAAGGAAUGUGAAUGAGAAGUUGAGGGUUUCUGAAGGGGAGAUUAGUAAGCUGAAGAAUGAGGUUGAAAUGUACAGAUCAAAGGAAUUAAGGAAUUUGAAGGGUGGCGUUGGAUUAUCUUCAAGUGUAGAAGGGGUGAGGAUGGGAGGGGAAUCCUUGGAGUUGAAGAAACUUGAGGAGGAGCUAAGGAUGAGCAAUGAAAAACUUGAGUCUGCGGAAAUGCAAGUUACUAAAACGUUUGAAACUAUUCAGCAAUUGCAGGAAGAGUUUGAGUUGGCUCAGAAGGACAUUGCUUCUUGGAAAAUAAAGUUCAACGCUCAGAAAAGAGAAAACUCAAGACUGGUAGAGAGGCAAGCAAAGAUGAGAACUAAUGUAGCAGAGAGGGAUCGUGAGGUGAGGGAUUUAAAAGCUCUUCUGUCUGAUGUACAACAGAAAGUGUUCUUUGAGAGAUCAAGUUUGAAGUCUGAAAUAACGAGGUUGUUGGGAGAAAAGAGUGUUUUAGAGCAGAAGAUGAAAGAAUGGGAAUGUCAAUGCCAAUGUUUAGAAGGAGAGAUAAAAAGAAUGGAGUCUGAAAAAACAGAGAGGGUGAAAGGAAAAAGUGAAAGUGGUGAGGGUUUGAAAAUAGAGAAAGAGAAGCUGAGUGCAGAAGUUGGUGCACUUAAGAAAGUGAUAGAAUCAAGAGAUAAUGAGAUUGAAGAGGGUCGUAAAGAAGUGGAAGAACUAAGAUCAAGAGGUAAGAUACUAGAGGAAGAGAUUGAGAGGCAAAGGGUUGAGAUAUUAGGAGGAGCUGAAGAGAAACGUGAGGCCAUAAGGCAGCUAUGCUUCUCACUUGAGCAUUACAGAAAUAGGUAUGAUAUGCUUCGCCAGGCUUUCGGAGGAAACAAGAGGCUUCCUGUUUCGACCACCUGAUAUGUCAAAAACAUGCAUGUCUACUUGUACAAUCUUCCUGCUGUGUAUUACAAUCUGUCUGUCAUGUCUUUCUUAUACUUUGUGGUGUGUGAUGUGUAUCACCCAAGUUUACGAGAAUUUAGAACUUAGAAGUCGUAGUCAUGUUUCAUGGUUUGUGAUAAUGUCGUUUCUUUGCAUAUAUUGGUUCAGUUAGGAAGCUCUGCAGGACCAUCUCUUCUUGAGGAGGAGGCCCGUUAGAAGAUUAAUGGAAAACUGGUUAGGUUUGUAUGCUCUCCAUCUUUCUGUUUAGUUGGAAGUUGGUUGUGCUGCAUAAGUAAGAAAUUAUGUCGUCGUUCAGUUCAGAACAAUAUGUGAUAAUAUCUCAUUAUCAUGAGUUGUAUUCUUAUAAUUUCGUGAUGUAUUUUACGAUUAUA
Molecule: messenger RNA, 2128 nt
Organism: Vigna unguiculata (cowpea)
Lineage: Eukaryota; Viridiplantae; Streptophyta; Magnoliopsida; Fabales; Fabaceae
Product: protein NETWORKED 4A-like
Cellular component (GO): vacuolar membrane
Molecular function (GO): actin binding
Source: RefSeq, a predicted model, not a curated record